Pediculus humanus corporis (human body louse) is the source of this 6795-nucleotide messenger RNA. RefSeq lists its product as uncharacterized. The transcript is spliced from 32 exons. The coding region runs from base 1 to 6795 and encodes 2264 amino acids. NCBI's taxonomy places the organism in Eukaryota, Metazoa, Arthropoda, Insecta, Psocodea, Pediculidae. The record is from RefSeq and is a predicted model, not a curated record. Gene Ontology annotation, molecular function: protein binding.
AUGUUUGGUUCAUCUGUUGAAAGGGGCAAAGGAGUAGCGAGUGAUCCGAAAAUGAACGGUGGAGGAGGAUUUUCAAAAGAAGAUUCAUCAUCGAAACUCGCUUCAGACGACGAUGUAGAUUUUGAAGAUAAUGUUUUACUUAAACCAUCAUUAAAUGAAACCAGUUUUAUAUUCGAAGGCGUUCGAUUCACGCCGAAAGUCAUCGAAUUUAUUGAUGCGUUCGAAGGAAAACAAUUUGCCGAAAAAAUUAAAAUACAAAAUAUUGGUAAAAAACCGAUACUGAUUAAAAUAGGUGAACCCAAUUCAUUUAUAUUUCAAAUAAAAAAAUAUUCUGGACGUCCUAAAAUAUUAGCCAGCGGUUCUUCGUUGACAAAAACAUUAACUUAUUCUUAUCACAAUGAUGAUUUGGUGAGAAGAUCACAAAUUCCGAUACAGAUAAAUGGAAAACUCAUUGAUUAUCCGAUAGUAGUUAAAAGAGCCGCACCCGAAAUUGUUGUCGGACCAUCGCAAUUAAAUUUUAAAAAAAUAAAUAUCGGAGCAUCGGCAAAAACUUUAUCAUUUACAAUAUAUAAUUCGGGGGGCAAAAGGACAAAAUUUGAAAUCGAUUUAGGAAAAAAUGAUUUGGAAUUGGUUGUAACGCCUCAUCGUGGAACCAUCAAAGCCAAAAGUUCCGUUACUAUUUUCGUAGAAUUAAUGGGAAUGAUUGAAGGUGAAUACUACAAGGAAUUAUGGGUGACGACCAAUGAAAUGUCGACGAGAGUACCGAUAAUGGUAGACGUUGUUAAACCACGUCUUGAAAUUCUUCAUCCAAAUGCAACCGAUGAUCUUGCUCUUAUUGAUUUUCCACCAACUUUUAUAAACACUCAAAGGGCUCAAUGUUUUCUAUUGAAAAAUUACAGCGCGGAUACGACGUUGUUUAUAACGCUUGCGGAAAUAAGUGGAAGCCUAUUGGUUGUUUGUAAAAUGUUUGAUUUGACCGCCGAAGAAGGACGUUUAGAACCUUUCGAAACGAGAAUUGUAACGGUUUUGUUUCAACCUAAAAAAACCAGUCCGAAAAAAGGUUGGCACACGACAGAGAAUAAAAGGAAAAAAGAUUCAAGAAUGGAACACAUACUUUUUGCAAGAAUGAUAAGAGUUCAUUGUAUCGAAAUAACGGAACUGGAUAAAAAAGAAACCAGACAUCAAUCGCAGUAUCAUUCGCAAGCUGGAAAAGAUUCACUCUUAGCACUAUCGAUAUUUUCAUCUCAAAACGUUUCCUCGGAACCUUCUAAACACCUUGUGACGUCACAAUACGUAUCAGAUCUUUUGGGAAUCGAAUCCGAUAUAAGAAACGAAGGAUUUUUUAUCAAUUCUUUAAAUGAUAACGAAGAUAAAAUAGUUAGGCUUUGUUUGCACGGUUCAGGUGUCGAACCGAGAUUAGGUUUGCAACCUUCCUCUUUCGAAUUCGAACCUUUGUACAUCGGUCAAACCGGAAAUAGAGUUUUAAAAAUAACAAAUGAAAACAUAUUACCGAUUAAAUUUAAAAUUCACAAAGUGAUGAACGUGACUUUUUCUCCAAUCGAGGAAGGUUGGCUCAAACCUGAACAAUCUCAUGAAUUUUUAAUAUCUGUCACUCCCACUUGUGCAGGAAAAUUUGAAAAUUUUUUACACAUUGAAUUAUUUGCUAAAUCCGACGUAGUUUACAGCGAUGAUAAACAAUUAUUGUCGAUAUUAACAGUUCGUUUACCCGUUAAAUACGUUGCUAAUAAUUUACCAUUAUCAUUAAAAAAUAAAAUGACUCAAAGUCUUUGCACGAAAGAAAAUUCAUUAAUAAAAAAUAAUUUAGAACAAAAACAACAAUUUAUCGAACCUUGUUUAAGGAAUUUAGAUAAAUUUCAAAGGAAGAAAAAACCUUUUUGCGAUAAUAAACAGAAAAUAAAUAAUAUUAUUUUAUUAGAACAAAAUAAAAAUAAAGAAAAUAAAAUGAAUCAAAUAUCAACGUUGAAAAAUGCCGAAGACUUAUUAAAAAUGGAAAAGAAAAAUUGUUUGAUACCGGAUGAUAAAACAAAUAAACAUUAUUUAAUAUGGAAUAAUAAUUUGGAAAUAUUAAAAGAUUAUCUACUUAAAAAUUAUCCGAAAAUGAAAGAUUUUAAAGAGAAUAUAUUUAAAGAAAAAUAUUUUUGCAUCGAAGAUUGUCAAUGGAAAUUGAAAAUCCCAUCAAAAAUUAAAUUAAUAAGCAUAAAAAAAAAAUCAGAUGAUCAUCCUCAAUAUAGUAUGAUAGCCGUUAAUACUCCGGUAUUGGAAACAUUAGUCGUUGAAAAUUUAAAUCCUUUCCCGAUAGGAAUACAAUUCGUACCUGGAAAAUCAGCCGUUAAAGUCAUAGAUGGUGAAAACGUACACGUGGCAUCGUUAAAUUCGAAAUCUUUUACCGUAUCAUUCAUAACAAAAGAUUUAGGACGUCACUACGGGUUUUUAGAUUACGUCAUUAACGGAAGUCAUCAAUUUAAGAUAACCAUGUCCGCAUACGUGACAUCGAAAACUUUAAUACUCGAAAGUAAAAAUUUAGUCGUUAAAUUUGAAGAUUAUCCUCCCCAAGGAGCUUUUCAAUCAAAUGUUAUGCAUGUUAAACUUGGAAAUCCGUUACAAGCAGUUAUUAAAUAUUUUUGGCGUAUUCCAUCGGAUUCUGCUUUUGCUUUGGUCCUUCCAGAAGGAGAAGUACCGCCAAAGAGUCAAAUAGUAACGGAAGUUAAAUUGAACGUCGGUCCUGGAAAAUCAUUUUAUUCCGAAAUAAAUUUAGUUUCGGAAAGUGGAAAUUCUGAAACUGUUAAAUUUAUGUAUCCGGUACAAAAUUUACCGGUUGGUAGUUUCAAAGAUGUUUCAUUUGAAGUAUUAAAUUGGGAUCCGAUGCCUGGAGUCGUUAUAAGUCCAAAAAGUGGAGUAAUAAAAGCUAGAAGUUUUUUCCCGCUGGAAGUUUCCGUUAAAAUUCCAGUUAUUAUGAAUUUUAAUAUCGAAGUAUCGCUUUUUCUUCAUCAGUAUCAAAAAAUAUCAAUGAAAGUUGUUGGUAACACCGUCAUGCCCAACAUAAGAAUAAAACCGGGACAAGUUAUAAUGCGUAAAAUAUGUUCGCAAUCAUUUGACAUAGCAACAUUAUGCUUGGAAAAUGUAGGUACGACACCUGCAAAAAUAGAAGUUAAUUUUGACGGUUGUCCAGAAUAUAGCAUACUCAAAGAUAAAUCAAAAAUAUUUCUUCCCCCAUCGAAACAUGCUAAAAUGAAAAUACAAUUUAAUCCGACCGACGUGGCACGUUUUGUUUUUUAUCUACCAAUAAUAAUAAACAAUAUAUUGGGUCCCCCAAAUUUACAACAACCCGAAAGCGAACAUCUUGAUUAUUACAUAGCCACCAACGAAAAAGUUUACGAAAAUUCAGGUACCGUUUUUCAUUCGGCAAAUUCAAAAAUAAAAAUUCCAAUUGUUUGCAUACACAGUGACGUAUCACCGAGUCUUUUAUCCAUAUCGAAUUUAAACAUUGAUUUCGAACCGAUGAUUAAUUCAUACACUCAGACUCAAAAAAUAAUUUUUUCAAACGAAUUUACGGACAAUGUUGUUUUUUGCAUAAGAAACGAUGAUUUGGGGGAAGGAAAUAACAGCCCUUUCGAUUUGAUACCGACAGACGAUAGUUUAAUUGAUCGUAGAUCGAAAUCGAUAAAAGCAGAACUUAAACAAGGUGAAAAUUUAACUUUGAUUGCAAAAUUUUCACCCUUCAAACCUGGCAUUUACGAUAUAUCCGUACCUGUUUACGUUAAAAAUUACAAUAACGGUUACGUUUAUAAUUAUAUUAAAAUGAAAGGAGAACUUAAACAACCGAGACUUUUUGCCGAAUUCAGAGAAAUACAUUUUCCACCAUUGCCAUUGGAAAUCGGUUGCGAAAUAUUGAUGAGCGUUUAUGCGGAAAAUUACAUAUUUAACGAUGUGAUUAAUUGCACGUUGUGGACUCCUCCGGAUAGUCAUGAAGCCAUUUAUCAUUGUCUUUCAUACACGUGGCAAAAAGAUCCGAGAAUCGUUCCGAAACCGGAAAUGCAAGAAUUUGAAAUCCUCAUAACGUUUACAAGUGGUUUUCCGAUGCCUAUGAUAACACCGGCCCCCAUCGGACCUAAUUUUAAAUUAUCAACCCUCCUGUCAAAAUCAAUGAGCAAACCUACACAAUUGAAAUAUUUCAACACGAUACUCAAUACACAGAUAAAAAAACAAAAAAUGAGCAGUUUAAGCGCUGCAAGUCAAAAUGAAAUACAUUCGGUUAAACCAAACACUUCCGGUGAUUACACGUCAUCUAAUUUAAAAGAAUCGGAAGAUAAUUUGGAAGUUUCAUAUCCGUUUUUUCCAUUGCCAUUAACUAAUUAUGGAAAAUACAUAACGGAAACAUUUAAUUACGUCGAAAGAUGGAUAUUUCAAGUUGUCAUGCAUUGCGAUUUGACAUUUCUAAUACCUUUCAGUUUUCAAAAAGUUAAAAAAUCUUUUAGUCUUAAAAAGCGUAAACAUAAAAUAAACGUAUCAAGUAAAUUUACAGACGAUACUAAUUUUUUUGAUUUUUUAGAAGUUUUACUAGGGACCCAAAUAUACGAAUACGAACCCAUGAGGUCAUUGGCAGAUAUGAAAGAUGUUAGCAAUUAUAAUUAUUUUUCCGCAAUUCUCCAGUAUUUGAAUAAGGAAGGAUGUUUUUUACCACACGUGAGACCGGAAUAUUUAUUAAAUUACGAUGAUUAUACAAAUUAUUUAUCGCAUCAUAGUAAUUCGGAAACUGUUAUUUUGAACAGUGAAAAAAAAAAAAUAAACAAAAGGAUAUCGAUGGUGAAUCAUAGAGACAACGUUGAAAAAAAUGAAAGCAUGAGCAUAUCAUCGUUGUUUUCCCGCGGUCAAUCCUGGAGAAAAUCAUUGGGAGACAAUGGAAAAUUAGAAUCCGAACACGUAUUUGAUAGUAGAGAUGACAAAUUAGAUGAUCCAGAUUCGCAUUAUAUAACGGUUGAAAAUCAAAGCAUCGUACACGAAUUUGACGUUUUGGAUAAAACGGCCAUGGAAGCAAGAUCGAAACAGGCUUGGCUUGACGUCAUCAUACAAAUUUAUAGGAAUUUUGUAUUGAGAAAACUUCGUUGGCCGGCAUCGAUUCCAGAAACUGAAAUUGCUGGACCCAAAGAACAAAUAUUAAUAAAAUGUGUUAUUUUACAUUCGCCAGUGGAUACUCAAAUGGCAAAUUCUUUAACGAAUUCGUUAAACAGUAACGUUUUCUGUUCUCAGGAAAAAUCAUUACUCUUUUGGAUAAAUCAACAUUUUAAAAAGGAAAGUCAAAAAUAUUACAUGAGGGAAAAUUCUCCGAUUACUUAUAAAUCCGUAACAAAUUUCGAUAAAGAUUUAUCGGAUUCACUCGCUCUUAUUUUUUUAACUUGUUCACAUUGUCCAUACAUAACCGCUGAAUAUUUCAGUGAUAUUUUUUUAAAACCGGAUACGACGAACAAGCUUUAUCACAAUGCGACGAAAUUAACUCUUGCAUGGCGAGAUAUUAAUUUGGGUCUUUCCGUUGAAGCUUCCGAUAUUGUUUAUCCAAAUCCGGUUUUUAUGAUAUUUUUAAUUAUGCAAUUAUAUCAAAUAUUACCGACUCUUUAUCCGAGUUUAAAAAUUAAUUUUUACGCAUCUCUUUCUCUAAGUUCAUCGAGAUCGAUACAAAUAAAAAAUGAAAAUGCUGAAAAAGUUUUUUAUCGUUUAAAAUUUUUCGGACAAUAUCAGGGUUUUUUUCAUUUGAAAAAUACAAAUGCCAUCAUUAUCGAAAUAGAACCUAGAACUUCUGUCAACGUUGAAAUUAUAUACACGGCGAGAAAGAUAAAAAAAGCUUCCGGUUUUCCAAAUUUUGCACAACAUGUUGCUUUUUCACUCGAGGGAGAACCUUCGGACCUUUUGGAAAGUACAAAAUUAUCAUUCACGACUCCUCUUUAUAAAGUUUUAUGUACGGAUAUACCUAUAACGUCACCAUAUCGCGAACCUGCCGUUUACGAUAUUUGGUACACGACAAACAAACCCGUUUACAAAGGUAAUACGGAUAUAUCAGUUACUAUAAAACCCUGGUCGAAAAUAAGAAAUCGUAAAAUAUCAAGACGUUUAUUUUUAAACAAAAGCGAAAUAAAAAUAAAAUUUAGAGAAAAAUCAACGACAUUACCCGUCACGGUCACGUGUAUAACAGAAGAAUCAAGAAAUUUUUGGUUACUUUUUAGAAUUCCAAUACCGGUAUUAAAUGGAUUUUAUUCGGAAUUAUGGUCGCCUCAAGUCGAAUGCACUUGUCCGGAAAAAGGGAAAAAUUUAACAUUAAACGUUCCAGCAAAUAUAAAUUGUCCGUUAAUGACGACGAUAAACAUUCCGGUUAGAAAUCAUUCAUUAUGGGAUUCGUUAAAAAGUAUGUUUUUAAAAACUUUACACGAUCAGGAAAAAGUUUUCUGGAAUAAACAUUUCGAAACGAAUAUCGGUUUGUGUUUGAUACUAUGGUUUAUAAGUGCUGACGAAGAAGAUAGCGUUACUGAUGAAUUUGUACACGUGCUUCAAACACGUGUUACAUAUACAAUAACAAUCGAUCCACCUUACGAUAAAUUAUUAAUCGUACCGGGAAAAAUUGAAAUUCCAGAUAUAAGACAAAACACCACGGUGAAAAUACCCAUACACGUGUCGGAAAAAGCGCCUAAAAAAUUAAAAAUAUGCCUUACGAUGACGGCCGAAAGUAAAAGAGAAACGCGAAAAUAUAAAAUAUUAAUAUUAACACCUGAUUCCCUCAAUAAUUAA